UUAUCUACCUACUGCUUACGAAGUAUAUAAGCGUAUUGCAUUCACUAUGCAGCAACUAGUAUCUUACCUAUUAAACUGGUAACAUCGAACAUCGAAACAUUCCUAUAUUUAAGAUAUAACCUAACUACAAUGGAGCCAACCUGUGGUGCCGACGCUCAUAAGCGUGCCAACACGGCCUUCAGAGCAGGCACUACACUUCCAUUAAGCUGGAGAAAGAGCCAACUAAAGGCUCUUAGAAGUAUGAUAAGUGAAAAUGAGAAAAUUAUUCAAAAGGCAGUAUAUGCGGAUUUGGGUAAGAGUCCCGAGGAGGUUUGGUUGGCGGAGACACAAGCCUCAAUCAACGGUAUUGAUAGCAUGAUAGCCAAUGUAGAUAACUGGUCAAGAGCUACUCACGUAAACACAGAUGUUUUUAACUAUCCGGCCACAUCCAUGAUCAAGCCUGAACCUCUGGGCACGGCCCUGAUUAUCGGUUGCUGGAACUAUCCAAUUACACUUAUCGCUGAUCCCAUGGCUGCAAGCAUUGCAGCCGGUAAUGCUGUUGUUGUCAAAACAGGAGCUGAGACACACUCGCCCGAGACAAUGAAGUUAUUGUGUGAGCUAAUUCCGAAGUACAUGGACAAGCAAGUUAUCAGCAUUGUUUCCGGUGGCUUUGACGAGCUACAGGAUCUUUUGACAAUGCGCUGGGAUGUUAUUUUUGCAACUGGUUCACCCGGACUUGGCCGAAUGGUAGCUAAAGCAGGCGCACCAAAUUUGACCAAAUGUAUCCUAGAACUUGGUGGCAAAUCACCGGUUUACGUUGGCAAGGGUGCCAAUUUAGCAAUAGCUGCCAAGCGUAUCGUGUGGGGCUCAUUAGGCCUAAAUGCUGGACAAACGUGUAUACGACCCGAUCACAUGUUCGUAGACAGCUCCAUCGCCGAAGCUUUCAUAAACACGCUGAAAGAAACGAUUGUCGCCCAGUACGGCGCCAAUCCACAGCAAAGUAAAUCGUAUGGGCGUAUGGCAAAGGUACCAGCACAUCACAAGCGCUUAACUCAUAUGAUAAAGAGUGAUAGCAAGUACAUAGUUCAUGGUGGCGAAACAGACGCUUCGGACUUCUAUGUCGCGCCUACGCUUUUAGACUUUGGGGCGGACUCUGAGGCUUACCACGCUGCUGCUAGUAUGCAGGAGGAGAUCUUCGGUCCCAUACUGCCCAUCUUGCGAGUAGAUGAUGCCGAGCAAGCGAUCGAUUCGAUUCUAACAAGAGAAAAACCACUAGCCAUGUAUGCGUUCACACAUGAUAGACACGAACAGGACAUGUUUAUGAACGUAUCUGCGGGCAGUCUCCAGUUCAAUGAUGCCAUUACAUUCAUGCUGAACGAGAAUCUUCCUUUUGGAGGGGUAGGAAAUUCGGGCAGCGGCAAGUACCAUGGGUACCAAGGCUUUGUAGAGUUCAGUCACAUGAAGUCUAUUAUGAUCAACUCGAAUCUGAAUGACUUGAAGGCACGUUUCUCGCCCCAAACAAACUUCGACAUGACCGUGAUGAAACUCGCACACCGCCACAUUCCUGAUGUAGUGGUGAGUGGUUUGAACCGAAUUCACUACUUUGCCCUUGCAACUGUCGCCGCCGGUGCUGCUGCUGCCUUCAUGCUAGGAAAAUUUCGUUAAAGACAGUAUUUCGCUACAGGUUUAAAAAUUAAACGAAUUCCAAUAUUCG
This is a messenger RNA of Sphaeroforma arctica JP610, 1693 nucleotides long. RefSeq lists its product as hypothetical. The record is from RefSeq and is a predicted model, not a curated record. Bases 130 to 1644 code for a protein of 504 amino acids. The transcript has a single exon. Gene Ontology annotation, biological process: aldehyde metabolic process. Gene Ontology annotation, molecular function: aldehyde dehydrogenase (NAD+) activity. Gene Ontology annotation, cellular component: cytoplasm. Lineage: Eukaryota; Ichthyosporea; Ichthyophonida.